Messenger RNA from Puccinia graminis f. sp. tritici CRL 75-36-700-3, 348 nucleotides. RefSeq lists its product as uncharacterized. NCBI's taxonomy places the organism in Eukaryota, Fungi, Basidiomycota, Pucciniomycetes, Pucciniales, Pucciniaceae. The record is from RefSeq and is a predicted model, not a curated record. The transcript is spliced from 2 exons. Bases 1 to 348 code for a protein of 115 amino acids.
AUGUCGAAGGAUGACUUGAAUUUGUUUGGAGUGGUUGAGACAAAGGAGGAGGCUCAUGAAAACAAGAACCCAUCAGAAGAAGAAACACAGCAGAAGAACAGGAAAAAGAACAAGAACAACACGGACAAGAACCAGAACAAGAUCAAGAACCAAAACCAGAACCAGAUCAAGAUCAAGAACCAGAACAACAGCAAGAACAAGAAAAACAACAACAACAACAACAACAACAACAAGAACAAGAACAACAAGAACAAGAACAAGAACAACAAAAACAAGAACAAGAACAAGAAGAGCCUCCUCAAUCUCCCUCACCCGAACCAACCGAUAGCACUUCAAGCAAUCAACUGA